CGGAGGUAUACGGAGUUAAAUUUAACGAGUUUCACGGCUGUUUUGUAACACCUCAUAUGAAGUGUUGGGCUAUCGCAGAGAAAAGAAGUUAAGUGCACACGGAAUAAAGUAUCAAAGGAAAGACCGCUUUGUAGAACGAAUAAUGACACAGCGGUAUGCGCUGUUUGUCGCAGCUCUUGCUGUGAUUGUGGGACUAUACCUCAUGCCCUCUCCCAUUGACCCAGAGCCAUUCAUAUUUGAGGGCCCCCCACCGGCCCUUGAGGGCCCCUUGAAGGUGAACAACAGGCUUCAGUGGGGUCACAGGCUCUUCUCUGGGCAGCUUAAGGGGCCUGAAUCUUUUACUGCUGAUGAAGAGGGGAACAUAUACACUGGCACAGUGGAUGGAAAACUGUGGAGAAUCCACCGGGAUCAGUUGUACUUCAUCACCCAAAUGGGGCAGAACAUCCCGGAAUGUGGGACCAGUACAGACCAUGAGCCGGUGUGUGGCCGUCCUCACGGGGUGAGGCUGGAUGGGCAGGGACAGCUCAUCGUGGCAGACUCUUACCUGGGUCUGUUCCGGGUCCACCCGCAGAGUGGAGAGAAAACCCUGCUGCUGUCCAGCAAGGAAGGUGCUGACGGGAUCCCGUUUGGCUUUCUAAACGGUCUGGAAAUCUCUCGGAACGGCACGGUGUUCUUCACCGACUCCAGCAGCAGGUGGGGCCGGAGGCACGUCCGCUAUGAGGUGAUUGAGACCAACCACCUGGGGCGUCUCCUGGCUUACAACCCAGAGACAGGACUCGUAAAGACGCUUCUAGACUCCCUCUACAUGCCCAAUGGCAUUGCCUUCUCACCCGAAGAGGACUUCCUGCUGAUGGCUGAGACCAGCAUUGGCCGAAUACUCAGGUACUGGUUGAAUGGACCCAAGGCUGGCACCAAGGAGGUUCUCUUGAGCAACAUGCCUGGUUACCCUGACAACAUCCGGGCGAGUGACCGUGGCACGUUCCUCGUGGGCAUCACCACGAUCCGAUUUCCUGGCCGGCUCCUGCCCCCCUUCCUGGACCUAAUCGGGCCCUACCCCGCCAUAAAGCGCCUCAUGACCAAGGUGGUACCACUCGGCUGGUACAGCGCCCUGCUGCCCAGAUACGGUCUGGUUCUGGAGCUGGGCCAGGACGGGGAGGUGCUGGGCAGCCUGCACGACCCGGACGGCAGCCUGACGUGGGCCGUCAGCGACGUCUUCCAGCACGGGGGCCGGGUGUACCUGGGGAACACCGAGCUGCCCUUCCUGCCUGUGCUGGAGGCCAGAUAA
Conger conger (European conger) is the source of this 1285-nucleotide messenger RNA. RefSeq lists its product as uncharacterized. Gene Ontology annotation, molecular function: strictosidine synthase activity. The coding region runs from base 143 to 1285 and encodes 380 amino acids. The transcript has 9 exons. The record is from RefSeq and is a predicted model, not a curated record. NCBI's taxonomy places the organism in Eukaryota, Metazoa, Chordata, Actinopteri, Anguilliformes, Congridae. Gene Ontology annotation, biological process: biosynthetic process.